UAUCUUGUCCCCACUCCUGUCAUGAAAAAAAAAAUAUGUUGGUUUAUCUAAAUUUCAUAUAAAAUCGACUCGUCACUCAUUCAUCUUUUUUCAUAUUCUCUGUCGUUUUACUUGUUUCUUAUAGCUCCAUAUCAUCCCCAUUCUUAUCUGAAUGUGGGGUGUAUGAUAACUUAGAAUCCUAGUUAUUCCUAAUAUUUCCGGGCCCUUCAUCCGAGCUUAAGUUUCUCGUACGACAACUCUCUCUCUACUAAACCUAGAGAGACUUUUCUCGACUUUCGCAACCAAAACUUGAGGUUCACGAGCUUCGCAGAUUCUGCAGACUCAAGAACAAUGGUUGCCUCAAGCCUUGCAAUUCGUGCGAGAUUUGCUCGAGCUGCACUUCAGUCAAGAGGUUCAUCUUUGAGAAGCUCAACCCUCACAAGACCAUGGACUACUGGCCAAUCGUCAUGUUCUGCCAUUGUUUUGAAGCCAAUUGGGAGACGAAGUUUCUACAAAAGCUCUGCGAAGGAUGAGUCGAUCAAUUCGCCUUCGAGCCUCAGUUCUAGAGGAGUAUACGCUCCUUUAGAUACCUUCGCGCGUCGACACAUUGGUCCUGAUGCAGAAUCAACAGAACAAAUGCUUAAAGCUCUGGAUCCUCCAGUCAACAGCUUGGAUGAGUUUGUCAAACAAGUUUUACCUCGCGAUAUCCUCUCCUCGAAAGAUCUCAAAAUCGACACCGAAUCCGAAUCUUCACAGGAAGGGUUUACGGAAUCUCAAUUGCUUGCAAGACUGAAGUCAAUUGCUUCCGAAAAUAAGAUUAUGCGAAGUUAUAUUGGAUGUGGAUAUGCUGGAACACGAGUGCCGGAAGUUAUUAAGAGAAAUGUGUUGGAAAGCCCAGGAUGGUAUACAAGUUACACACCAUAUCAACCUGAGAUCAGUCAAGGUCGAUUAGAAUCGCUUCUGAACUACCAGACACUUGUCUCCGAUUUGACAGCACUACCAAUUUCCAACGCAUCUCUGCUCGAUGAAUCUACUGCGGCCGCUGAAGCUAUGACCUUAUCAAUGAACGCCCUUCCACUUGCUAGACAGAAGAACAAGAACAAGACAUUUUUCGUCAGCCACCUAGUUCAUCCACAAACACUAGCAGUUUUAGAGAGCCGAGCAGAAGGAUUUAAUAUCAAGAUUGAAGUUGGGGAUAUUCUAGCGGAUGGCGCGGCUCGCCUCAGGGAGCUUGGAAAUGAUCUCAUUGGUGCUUUGGUACAAUAUCCAGAUACUGAAGGUGGCGUAGAGGAUUUCCGUGGUCUGGCAGAUGUCAUUCAUGCUCAAGGUGCAACUUUCAGUGUGGCCACCGAUCUUUUAGCCCUUACUGUUCUCACUCCACCUGGUGAAUUUGGUGCAGACAUCGCUUUCGGCAAUGCUCAACGUUUUGGAGUUCCUUUUGGUUAUGGCGGUCCACAUGCUGCUUUCUUCGCUGUUGGCGACAAGUAUAAGAGAAAAAUUCCAGGACGUCUCAUCGGUGUAUCAAAGGACAGGCUAGGAGAUAAGGCAAUGAGAUUGGCCUUACAAACUAGAGAACAGCAUAUUCGCAGAGAAAAGGCUACUAGUAAUGUGUGCACGGCUCAAGCACUGUUGGCCAACAUGAGUGCAUUUUAUGCAGUUUACCAUGGGCCAGAAGGGCUCAAGGCCAUUGCCGAGAGAGCUAUUAAAGGAGCUCGAUUCAUUCAGGAUGGACUCAAAAAUCUUGGCUUUGAGACCAACUCCCGAGGAACAGGUUCUGAUGGAAAGGUUCUUUUUGACACAGUCGUGGUAAAUGUUGGGCAGGGUAAAUCUGAUGAAAUCCUUAGCUACGCUACUGAGAAUUUCAAAAUCAACUUAAGAAAGUUCGAUGAUAGCCGACUUGGUAUCACCAUCGAUGAAACCGUUGACAUCAAGGACCUUGAAGAUAUUCUAUCUGUGUUCAAGAAUUUCUCCAAGUCAGGAUCAGGAUCCUCCACAGAAACAACAGAAUUGCAAAAGUCUUUUGAUAGCUCGAUCCCGGUUGCACUAAAGAGAUCAUCCCAAUACCUUACCCAUCCAGUCUUCAAUACACAUCAUUCCGAGACCGAGAUUCUUCGUUACAUUCACCACCUCCAAUCAAAAGAUCUCUCUCUCACACACUCUAUGAUACCUCUGGGUUCCUGCACGAUGAAGCUUAACGCUACUACUGAGAUGGCUCCAGUAACAUGGCCGGAAUUCUCAUCCAUUCAUCCUUUCGUUCCUGUUGAUCAGGCAACUGGCUAUAAGACUAUGAUCGAUGAGCUUGAGGCUGAUCUUGCUACUGUCACUGGAUUUGAUGCUGUAUCCUUGCAACCGAAUUCCGGCGCACAAGGAGAAUUUACCGGAUUGCGUGUGAUUCGCAAGUUUCAAGAACAGCAACCGGGCAAGAAGCGUGAUAUUUGCUUGAUUCCUGUUUCUGCUCAUGGUACUAACCCGGCAUCAGCUGCUAUGGCAGGUAUGCGUGUUGUUACUGUGAAAUGUGACAUCAAGUCUGGCAAUCUUGACAUGGCUGAUCUCAAAGAGAAAUGUGAAAAAUAUAGCGAGGAGCUUGGAGCUAUCAUGAUCACAUACCCAAGUACAUUUGGUGUAUUUGAACCAGAAAUUAAGGCUGCAUGUGACAUUGUUCAUCAACAUGGUGGUCAAGUAUACAUGGAUGGUGCCAAUAUGAAUGCUCAAAUUGGAUUGUGCUCGCCUGGUGAAAUUGGUGCCGAUGUGUGCCACCUUAACCUUCAUAAGACAUUCUGCAUUCCUCAUGGUGGUGGUGGACCGGGUGUUGGUCCAAUUGGUGUUAAGUCUCAUUUGGCACCAUUCCUUCCUGGUCAUCCGUUGGUGAAGACUGGUGGUGAAAAUGCUAUUGCUCCAGUCAGCGGUGCUCCCUUCGGAAGUGCAAGUAUCUUACCAAUUAGUUGGGCUUAUGUGAAGAUGAUGGGUGGUAGGGGAUUGACUCAUGCUACUAAGAUCACUCUCCUGAACGCCAACUACAUCAUGUCCCGCCUCCGACCUCAUUACCCAAUUCUCUAUACCAAUGCCAAUUCUCGAUGUGCUCACGAGUUUAUUCUUGAUGUUCGUGGCUUCAAAGAAUCAGCGGGAGUUGAGGCUAUCGAUAUUGCCAAGCGUCUUCAAGAUUAUGGGUUCCAUGCGCCAACCAUGAGUUGGCCAGUCGCUAAUACUUUGAUGAUCGAGCCUACCGAGUCGGAAAGUAAGGAGGAACUUGACCGCUUCAUUGAUGCAUUAAUAUCGAUCCGCAAGGAGAUCCAAGCUGUUGAAGAUGGUACCACUCCAAGGGCAGGCAAUGUCUUGAAGAACUCGCCACAUACUCAAAAGGAUCUUCUUAUUGGAGAAUGGGAUCGUCCAUACACUCGAGAGCAAGCCGCAUACCCAUUGCCUUAUCUCAAGGAAAAGAAAUUCUGGCCAUCCGUGACCAGACUUGAUGAUGGUAAGCUACUCCAUAUCCCCUUCACCUUUCAUCUACUAACAUAUUUAUAGCCUACGGUGAUUUAAACCUCUUCUGUACAUGCGGACCUGUGGAAGCCACCGAUGAUGCCGAACACGACAUUACCGGUGUUUCGGCUCCACAACCUACAUAAUUGCAUUUUAGAAUUUUGUUUUGCGCAUUUUAACAUUUAGCGAGCAUUUUUUUCACUUUGUAUUUCGGGUGAAACAUUAAAAGGAAUUUCAACAUGAAGUAAUUCAACAUUGGGAGGAGUUGUGGAUGUCUAUCUAUCAUAUAUUAUGAUAUGGUGUGAUCAUGUAUAUGGCGUUUAAAGAAUACAUGACAUAUAGAGGGUUCUUUGGCUUCAACCGCCAGGAUGGGAUUGGUAUGAUGGAUGGUUAAUUAACUGUGAAUAUAGCUCAUAUGGGAGGGCAUUUUGCAGCUCGCUUGGCAUUUAUAGAUCAAUCGUGCUUUUCUUGGUGUUUCGAUUGUGUGGAGGGGGUGAUUCAAGAUAUAUAUGCAACAAUUACAUAUUGUAUUUUGAGAGUAUUCACUUCACACUGAAUCGUGAUCUUGAUUGAUUUCCUGCUGUGGAAUAGAAUGUCUAUAUACGACGUGUAACUUAAAAUCUAUAAGAUCCAAGUCAAGUUACUCAACACGGCUCUGGGAUAAGUGUCCUUUACA
Messenger RNA from Sclerotinia trifoliorum, 4132 nucleotides. The record is from the annotation of a GenBank genome assembly. Lineage: Eukaryota; Fungi; Ascomycota; Leotiomycetes; Helotiales; Sclerotiniaceae.